Messenger RNA from Protopolystoma xenopodis, 642 nucleotides. NCBI's taxonomy places the organism in Eukaryota, Metazoa, Platyhelminthes, Monogenea, Polystomatidea, Polystomatidae. The record is from the annotation of a GenBank genome assembly.
AUGCUUCCAGCCGGCCACGCGACUUCCGCAGGGUUGAGCCGCGGUUUCGGGCCCCUGGCCGCCCAAAGCCUGCACUUCCAGCCGGCCGAGUCCCUCGUCGACAUGGCCUCCAGCCCCAGCCCUCGGUUCGGCCAUUCGGCCUCGCUUUCGGACCGCCUCACCAACAGCCUGACCGACUCGUACGCACUCUCGUCCGGCCAGCCGAGGCCGGCCCAGCCGCGGUUUCACCGAGCCCUCGGCCUGCCGCUCUCGGACAAAGGCUUCUCCGGUCGUGCGGCCAUCGCCGACGCCAACGACGCCGCCAACGCCGACGUCAACGCCAACGCCAACGCCAACGGCGCGGCUCUGCUGCGGAUGCCAGGCGGUGGCGCCUCGGGCUUGGAUGUGCCGCAGUUGGUGCGGCUGUUGCAGUCUCGCGACUCCGAGGUUGAGGCCAAUGCGGCCGCCUACCUUCAGCAUCUGGUCUAUCGCAACCCCGAGAUGAAAGAGCGCACCAGGUGGGCCAAUGGGUUGUCCGAAUCCCACUCGGGCGACUUGUCGUCUGUGGCCUGGUCUGAGCUCGUUUUCGCGACCAACAUGAGCACACACCUUUCGCCACUGGGCAGGGAGACAGGAGAAGAUACAUUUUGCCGCAAGGGAUGA